Messenger RNA from Oikopleura dioica, 891 nucleotides. NCBI's taxonomy places the organism in Eukaryota, Metazoa, Chordata, Appendicularia, Copelata, Oikopleuridae. The record is from the annotation of a GenBank genome assembly.
AUGGGAAAGUUUUGGAAGAAGUUUCGAUGCUGCUGCAGAUCAAAGGACGUUAUUGAGCCGACGAUUUUUCAUGAAAGAGUGAUUGAUGAGGGCGACGACAAUCCAGCUUUUCAGGAACCACCACUGACAGCGACAAUAAAAUCACCGACCAAAUCGCGAUCCAGUGUCUACAUUGACACGUUAGAAAAGAAUUAUCUUCGAUCGCCACCGAACGGGAAGAGUAUUGGAAGCUCUGAACUUCAAAAAGAAAAUAAUAUUGUUAAUAAAAACUAUUCGAGUACAGUCUCGGAGUUUUCGAGCGUCAAAGUGAAGGAUGAUUUUUCUGAUAUCAACGAUGCUUCAAUCAUGACAGGUUUCCUCGAGGAAGAACUCAGUCGUCAAGGAACACCGAUCUUCAACAAAAAAGACCGCAAGAAAAAGCAGAAAAAAGAAAGGUAUAAAGCCUCAACUCUGCGAAUCAGCCCGUCCAGCAUUUCAAGCUCAUCAUCAGACGACACUGUCAAAGAGCGUAAAAUCGAGACUCUUGGGCGGAAGAGAAAAAGACCGGAUCCCACGAGGACGAUUGUUUUGACCGGAAAAACUCAGUCGAAAUGGAAGAAUGCUGAUGUUUUUGGGGUUUACACUUUUGUAGAAUUCAAUGGAAAAUAUACGACGAGGCCGCUUUAUUUGCGAGAGCAGAAAACGCAAGAAAAUCGAAACGUCUACCUCUUCUACAAAGAAACAUCUGAAAAAUGGUGCAUCGGGCCCGAUCCAAAGGGCGAUCAUUGUUGGAUUUACUGCGACUCGACAUCGUCAAUUCCAACGGCAAGGUCAAUGAGCGCGUUUUGGUGCGAACAUGUUGGCGGUGGACAGUGGGAGAAGUGCUCGAUAACUGUCUCGAUCAAAAAAUAA